GUUGAACCUGUGCAUUGUCACUUGUGCGAAUUACUGGACCCAAUAGUUGAAAUAGCCCAUGACUGCUGCGUGCGCUAACAACACAGGACUUUGUCUCUUCUCUGCCUUUUUCGCUUGAAUCCAUCUGGAAAAUAGGACGCUUCUGGUGAUGCCGGCAUCCGCAGACAUCGAGCGGGUACAGCCCAGCGGUAGCACGGGAUACAAGCUCAUGCCUCUCAAGAGCUUUGCACCACAUGUGAAUUUUGACCACAUUGGGGAGAUACUGCAGCGGCCUCUGGCACGGUCCAAGCUGGACAUGUACCUGGUUGUCGCCUCAUAGAGCCGUGUGGAAGAAAAAUAUAUAUCCGUGUCUGGACGUCAGAGCUUACAGUGCGGAUGUGCAUCGAUAAAGGGCUGCAAAUCUGCAAUUUUGCUUUUGCGCAAAAGGAAAGAGGCUGUUCGCGAUCUUCUUUAUGGCCGUGCGCCUUUGCAGGACAUGCAAAUGCUCAUCUGACAGCUGCUGGCAAUGGCUCCGGCCAUGCCGCCGAUGCCCUUCUCAGAAGAGAGCGGCAAACACAGCACUCUGGUAUGUGGAGCCAGCGGCAGGUCGGGAAAAGUGCCGUACUGCGUCGCGGGGGCCAGGCUCUAAAUCAGCGAGAACCCUCUCGCUCUUUCCCAAAGCAGCUCCUGCCAAAGACUAGUCCAUGCACUACAGUUCAUGAGCACCUCGAGUCUGUGCGAUUGACAAGAGGGACGCACCACUCCUCAUCCUUGCAUCCUGCCCCGAUUUUCAGCUUUCUUUCAAUACUACCGGCUUGGCAAUGGGCAUUCAUGCAGCUCGGGGCAAGGCUGCAAAUCAGCUUACAGCCCUCUUCGCACGAUGGUGCUCAAGCGCGGAUGGGUUGCAACAUGGGAAGGGCAAUUGGCGUUCCUCGAAGUGCAAUUUUUUUGGUUUCCAGGACAGCCUGGGGGACAUGCGUGGAGAUCUACAACUGGGAAUAUCCCAACCACACAAGGAUCAGCUACAUGUGUGGUUCCAACUCUCCUUUCGCAACCACCGUUGGCCAAAGAGAUAUGCUGCAUGACAAUGGGGAGAGAGCAGGGAAAGUGACUGGAAUGCCUGCGCACUGCACCAACUGACCCAGCCAGGCUCCCCUUUGUCCGCCACAGUGAAUGCCCAGGCUGGCAACCACCAUGGUGCGUGCUGGGGGAUCAUGGCUGCAUGCAUGUCUUUACAAAGAACGGCUUUCGUGGCGAAUGCGAAUUCUUAACAGUGAUCUGCCCGCCAUACUACACCACACAGCACAGCCGCUAGCCGAGCCCUCGGUUUCCGGAUAUCCAACGCCGCAUGCUCUAGAGAAGAACAAAGUGCGCUGC
Molecule: messenger RNA, 1356 nt
Organism: Linderina pennispora
Lineage: Eukaryota; Fungi; Kickxellomycota; Kickxellomycetes; Kickxellales; Kickxellaceae
Exons: 1
Coding region: 376-1119 (247 amino acids)
Source: RefSeq, a predicted model, not a curated record